AUGGCUGCCCCCGUGAGGAAGUUGUUGUACGGUGCAGUACGGAGUUUGGAAUGUCCUUGGCGUCUGCGGACUCUUUGUGUGGCAGCCGCUGCUGCUACUCCCGGCAGGAGCACAGCCUCCCCAAGCGUCGGGUCUCCGUGGCGUCUACUCGGGGCGUUGUGCCUGCAGAGGCCCCCGGUUAUCUCGCAGCCUCUGACCCCGCUGCAGGUGGAGAUGGCCGAGCUGUUGCAGCAGAUUGAGGUGGAAAAAAGCCGCUAUUCAGAUCAUGAGAUUCGUGCCUUGGAAGAAGCCCAGAGACUAGAAAGGAAGAAAGCUGACAUUUAUGACUCUGAUGAUGAUGAUGAAAAAGACAUUUUGUUGGUACAAGAUUUGGAAGACACAUGGGAACAGAAAUUCUUGCAAUUCAAACCUGAACCUCGGGUAACAGAAGCUGAUAAAAAGAACGACCGAACCUCAUUGCACAGGAAGUUAGAUCAGAACCUGGUACUGUUGGUCAAAGAGAAACUAGGAGAUCAGGAAACGUGGGUACUACCAUAUGCAGAAUGGCAGGUUGGGGAGACCCUUCGUGGAACUGCUGAGCGGGCCCUUGCCACUCUCUCACAAAAUAACGUGGAAGCCAAAUUCCUAGGAAAUGCACCCUGUGGCUAUUACAAGUUUAAGUUUCCCCAAGCUUUUCGGACAGAGAACAGCAUAGGAGCCAAAAUGUUCUUUUUCAAAGCUUUACUACAAAGUGGAAAUCUCUCUCAAGCUGGGAAGAAGAUCGAUCAUGCUUGGGUCAGCAAGGAGGAGCUAGGUGACUACUUGAAACCAAAAUACUUGGCACAAGUUAGGAGAUUUUUUAUGGACAUCUGAUGGAUACACUUGUCCUUGGACAGACAUUUGGACUAUGAGCAAGAGGAUGUGGCUGUAUUGACAUGUGUGGAUCAUGAUAAAAUAAGCUUAGCAUUGAUAAAUAAACCAGUUUCCUACCUUUGUCUGA
This is a messenger RNA of Gracilinanus agilis (Agile Gracile Mouse Opossum), 979 nucleotides long. It is a transcript of the gene MRPL46, whose product is annotated as mitochondrial ribosomal protein L46. Gene Ontology annotation, cellular component: mitochondrial large ribosomal subunit. The transcript is spliced from 4 exons. The record is from RefSeq and is a predicted model, not a curated record. Lineage: Eukaryota; Metazoa; Chordata; Mammalia; Didelphimorphia; Didelphidae. Gene Ontology annotation, molecular function: structural constituent of ribosome. Bases 1 to 852 code for a protein of 283 amino acids.